Messenger RNA from Triticum urartu, 5233 nucleotides. RefSeq lists its product as uncharacterized. The record is from RefSeq and is a predicted model, not a curated record. Lineage: Eukaryota; Viridiplantae; Streptophyta; Magnoliopsida; Poales; Poaceae.
UACACAUCCACUAGCCGUAUCGCGGGCUGUAUUUCAGUCCAUAGGCCUGCCACGCACUGACUGGGGUGCACAUCCCAAGGCCCAAACCAACGCCCACGAUACCGGCCUGCCUGUGGCUCGGCCUCUGAAAAUCCGCACUCUGGAGCCCCACCCGCUCCACCGCUGGAUCGUCCACACCGGACACAAAAAUCAAGAAAAGACGAGAGGGAGCCAUGCUCCAAGCGGUAGAGCAGAGCAACGUGGAGAGUGAACUCUAGAUGACGGUGAAUCCUGCAUUCAUCAUGGAUUCAUGGGCACACUGCAAAGGCAGAGGAACCGUGGCUAAGGGCUUGUCCAAACGCCACUGUAGCCUGUAGCCUCAGCCUCCACCACCACACCAAACAUCCAGGUGAUCCGAGGAGUGGCUCCAUAACACUCAACGUAUCUUGCAGAGGAUGCGAAUGCUCCAACCGACAAAAGACACAAGCCACUACUUUUGAAGAAAAGCUGAAAUGUGCUGUCAGAGAGCAAAAGCGCCAGCCAGCACAAUAGGUUUGUGCGUAGAGAGAGAAAAUGGUAAGAUCAGCAGCACAGUGCAGGGAAGACAGCUUUGGCCAUUUUUGAAUAAAAUUCACAUCUGGCUCUAAGUGUUGUCCAAGGCUUUGGUUACCGAAUGGUGCAUUUAUACCGAGGGAGACCGGUAAACGUUGUUACCACGGUUACCACGAAAUUUCAAACGAAUUUCGAAUGAAAUUUAUAAUUGAAUUUUGAAUUCAAAUUCUUUCAAAAACAGAUAUAGAUAGCACUUUACUUAUAUUUAUCAUAAAAGAGCUACUAGCUCAGUGGAACAUUGUCUAUGCGCGUGCUAUCAGGUGCUGCCAUACUUUACUAUACAUUGAGCAUUUGAAUUCAAAAAAAUUGAAAAUUUUCAAUUUUUUUGCUCGAAAUUCUCAUUUACUGAGGGGGACUGAAAUAUGUGGUAACCGUGGUAAAUCUCGAAAUUUCAAACGGUAACCAAAACCUUGGUGUUGUCUGGAGGUGUUAUCUAAUGUUAGACUGUAUAGCUUCUGUAUUUACAUGUGUAUACUGUAACGUUGUAUACCACCUCAUUAUAUAUAUGUGAUAGGCCACCCCUAGAGGGUUGUGCCGGUUCCCCCAAAACCUAUUGUCUUACAUCUGAGGUUCCCGAAGUCCCAAAAUACCAUACAAGAAAGAUAUGACAGGACCUACAUGUCACCUACAAGGCUCCACCUUAGAGAAAAAAUUCAUAUUCUUUUUAGAAAAAUCACAUUCUUUUCACAUGACCUUGAAUGAAGAUGAUUUUUUUAUGAAAAUUAUAGUUCUCCAUGAGAGACUUUAUAGAUUUGAGUUUUUUUAUUUGAAGUUGUUUAGAUUUUUAAGAAGUUGAUAGAAACACGAUUAAUAUGUUGCUGAGACUUUAUGUUAUUUUUUUGAGCAUCUUAACUACCUAAAAUAAUAAAACUCAAAACUAGAAAUUUGUAGAUCUCACCGAGGGCUACAAUUUUCAUAUAUAAAGUAUCUCUAUCCAACACCAUACAAGAAAGAUAUGGUUUUUCUAAGGCGAUUAAUAUGCUGCUGAAACUUUAUAUUUAUUUUUUUGAAUCUUAACAACAUCAAAUGAUAAAACUCAAAACUAAGAAUUUGUAGAUAUCAUCUAGAGCUACAAUUUUCAUAUGCAAAGUAUCUUUAUCCGACAUCAUACUAGAAGGAUAUGAUUUUUUGUAAGGCAUCAAGUUCUGUAACAUGAUUAAUAUGCUGCUGAAACUUUAUAUUAUUUUCCAGCAUCUUGAUGACCUCAGAUGAAAAAAACUCAAAAAUAUAAAGGUAUAUAUAUAUAUCAUCGAGAGCUACAUUUUUCAUAUAAAAAUUUGUUUGCAUCCAAGAUUGUAUGAAAAGAAAUACAAUUUUUUAGGUGGAGCCUUGCCGUUGACACAUGGGUUCCAUCUAUUACUCCCUCUGUAUCGAAAUACUUGUAGCUGGGGCGCUACAAGUAUUUCGGUACAGAGGUAGUAGAUUUUAUGUAUAACAGGUGAGGUAAACGCUCGUUUAGACUUGGAUAAGUCAUGUUAUAAUUUUAGAGAGUUAAUUAAAAAUGCAUUUCAAAACCUUAGAGACCUAGACACCUUUACAUAGUUUUAAAGACCAUAGAUGAAUUUUACUCGCCAUGUUUUAUCUACGGGACAGCCGACAGCUAACUUCUGACUGAGACCACUAGAGGCUCUAACUGCGUGCAUGGGGGCUGCCCUAACACGUGAGACUUCAGAAUAUCUCAUGGACACGCAAAGGUUAGAAGCUUGGGAAUGAUAGUAACAAAGCUGCAAUACAGCUAGCCUGUCUUUAUCUUUUUCGUUUCUUUUUCUUUUCCUUCUUUUCCUUUGCGCCUUUGAUUGGCGCCCAAUCAGAAUGGUCGCUAGAACUUGAAUUUUAAAUGCCACUAGAAUAUCACAACUAAAGUGCAUGCGUUUAGUAGAGCUGAAGGGUUCCUAAAUGUGUGCAUCGAACAUCCGAACAAGUUAAUCCGACAUGCACUAAUAAGUUAAUAGUACUACUAAGCGUCAGUGGAAGCCGCGACCAUUGCGACUACUAGACCUGUGUCCUUGUUUGCCGAAACACACAACACACACACACACACACACACACACACACACACACACACACACACACACACACACACACACACACACACAGAUGUUGGAUGUGUGGAGUGCUGUGGGAUGGUGGGACAAGUGGCAGCUGCGCAUCCUCGUCCUCGGCAGCCUCGGCCUUCAAUGGUUUCUGCUGGUGGCUGCCCCCAUGCGCAAGUACACCGUCCGGCGCUACUUCAGGCUAUGCAUAUGGCUUGCCUACAUUAGCAGCGAUGCUCUGGCCAUCUAUGCGCUGGCUACCCUCUUCAACCGUCACGCCAGGGCGACCAGCAGCAGCAGUAGCUGUGAUGGCAUUGCGCACGACAAGGCCAAGAUCCUGGAGGUCUUUUGGGCUCCUGUCCUGCUCAUCCAUCUCGGCGGGCAGGAGGAGCUGACUGCCUACACCAUCGAAGACAACGAGCUGUGGGCAAGGCACACCGUGACCCUAGUGUCUCAGGUCGCGGUUGCCAUGUACGCCUUCUACAAGUCGUGGCCUGACUCCAGCGACUGGAAGCUAUUGGCAUCAGCGAUCCUGCUCUUCAUCAUUGGGGUCAUCAGUUUCAGUGAGAAGCCAUGGGCCCUCAAGAAAGCCAGUAUUAAUAGAUUGGCGUCCGUGUCGGCGACGAUACAAGGAACAAAGAAGCGUACAAAAUUGGCGGUGUACUUGGACGAUCUUUUGUUCUCUGAUUGGUACAACUGCUCCACCACCAAGUCCGGCGAGAAGAGUAGCCUGCUGCCUGAAGAUGUGGGUUGGCACAACUGCUUCUCCCUCACCGAGAAGCAGCCGGGGCUGGCGGCGGGUGAGGCGGAUAAUGUGGGCUUGUCGGACGGAGAUAAAGUCUAUAUGGUGCUCUCGGACAUGUCCCUCUCAGCUGCUGCCGAUGACCUUGUACAACGAGGCAGAGCUGGAAAUGUCCGGGAUGUUCUUCGGCCGCUGAGCACCAAGGCGGAAAAGGAACUCAAGCGCUGGCUGCGUGGUGCGUUUGGGCUCAUAUAUACCAGAGCAAAUUUGGUUUUCACUCGCACAUACCUGGUGUACCAUGUGCUGGUGGUGCCCAUCCUGCACAUCGCCGCCCUCACGCUGUUUGCGACGAGCGGCAAGGACGGGUACAACCGCACGGAUGUGAAGAUCACAUACAUCCUCCUGUGCCUAACCGCCGCGCUGGAUGUUUUUGCGGUGUUCAUCCGCCAGCUACUGUACCGGGCCAUGUCUGCAAAGAGCGUCCCAGCGUUGUGCGAGACGGUGCCAGGCUACAACCUCGUGGAGGCGGUUCUCCGGCGGAGGCACAAGGACAUUGGGUGGCUGGUCAAGUGCGCCACCCGCAUGGGCUGCAAGGAGGAGUACUUCUGCAAGUGCGACGGCGGCGGUCAAGACUACACACUGUACAAGAAUGUGUCGGAGAUGGUCCUUGCAGAUCUGGUGGGUGCACAGGGCCGCGACCUUGCCAAUUACAGGGUCUUCACGGUGCCAGAAGAAUCAGGCACCGCUGUGCUGCCGGUGGAGGAUGCUGGGGCAGGUGCCGAGAUAAUGCAGCAGAGCAGCCCGGGAGUGGCCAACUGGGCUCUAAGUGAGGAGCUGCAGAAGGUGUGCGGCCCCAAGGUACGGGGCGCCCUGCGCGGGUCGUUCGACAGGAGCGUCCUCGUCUGGCACAUCGCCACCUACCUCUGCUUCCGCAUGGAAGGUCCUCCUCCCGACGACGAGGAGGAAGACUCACACUGGCUUCGCAUCAAGUGCACGCAAGCAAUAUCCAGCUACAUGGCUCGGCUGCUGAAUUCCCACCCGGACAUGCUGCUCACCGGCAGCAGGCAGCACCUGGUCAGUGAAGCCAUGGAUGAAUUCGAGUGCUUCUUGGACAGCGCCAUGCUAGGUAAGAGCGGCAAGCCGCUCAGCAAAGACGAGCUGACCAAGAUUAUCGCCGACGGGGCGGAAGCGGAACGUGUCCACAUGCAGGUGCCCAUCGAGAUCAUCGACGACGGGCCGGAAGUGGAACAUGUCCACAUGCAGGUGCCCAUCGUCAUCGAUAAUAAAGCAGCUGAAGACAAGGAGGUGAUAAAAUCUUUGUUCCACAUCCCCAAGGCAUGCAGUCUUGCAAAGGAGCUGCUGAAAAUUGAACCGCCGUCCACGCGCUGGAGGGUGAUGUACCGGGUGUGGCUGGGCAUGCUCUUCUACUCCGCCAGCAUGUGCAGGGGCUACCUGCACGCUAAGAGCUUGGGUGAAGGUGGUGAGUUCCUCUCCUACGUCUGGCUCGUCCUCUCGCUCAAGGGUGCCAAGACCCUGGCCGACAAGCUUCAGAUGCUGCAGGGAGACGACGAGGAACCAACACUGACCGAUAAGCCUCAGAUUCUGGAGGGAUCAGAGACGACGAGGAACCAACACCCUGAUCAAGGCCCACAACUUGCUGGUUUCGAAACCCCCCAUCCAGAUCCUUUAAUUGAACCGCCGAUGCCAUGAUUUUGUAUAUCAAUUCUACUGUUUGUUUGUUUGUUUGUUUGUUUAAUUUCUAGCUAGCGUUCUCCGAUCCAAGUACUGGCCGGUUUGUUUGUUGCCUUCCUUGCGCGGGCGUUCGCCCGCGGCUUUUGAUUCAGUUUAUUUCAUUUGUUGUCUUGUC